Messenger RNA from Cadophora gregata, 2257 nucleotides. RefSeq lists its product as uncharacterized. Bases 9 to 1532 code for a protein of 507 amino acids. The transcript is spliced from 5 exons. The record is from RefSeq and is a predicted model, not a curated record. Gene Ontology annotation, molecular function: actin binding. Lineage: Eukaryota; Fungi; Ascomycota; Leotiomycetes; Helotiales; Ploettnerulaceae.
CAGCAGAUAUGCCUCCUCCACCAGUAAGCCAGAACCUAAACCUAAGAGAUUCAGAGAGUUCGAAUGCUAAAAUGUCCAAUAGCCUCCCCCGCCGCCUCCUCGUAGGUCCAGCUUCCAGGUCAGAUACAGCAUCCACUAACAAUGUUUCUACAGCUAUGGGCGGAGGACCUCCACCACCUCCUCCCCCACCAGGAAAUCUACCUUCGAGGCCUCCACCAGGGAACAGGGGAGCUUUGCUUUCAGAUAUUACGAAAGGGAAGCAACUUAAAAAGGCCGUUACAAAUGAUCGAUCUGCACCGAUAGUUGGGAAGGUAUCUGGGGGAGGGUCUGGACCAUCUCCAUUGUCAGGAGCGCCGCCUGUACCGGGAAUGUUGAAACCACCUGGAGGAGGGAAUAGAGCACGAAGUAACAGUGACCAGAGCAGUCGCGAAUCGAGUGGGUCAGCUGGAAUGGAGCAACCACCACAACUUGGAGGGCUGUUCGCAGGUGGCAUGCCCAAGUUGAAGAAACGAGGUGGAGGGGUCGACACAGGAGCAAACCGCGAUUCAUCUUACACAUCAGAUCCGGAAUCAUCACGAAGUUCUGCUCCAAAGCCACCUACAAUGUCAGCUCCCCGGCCUCCAACUUCGGCGCCUCCACUCCCUGGAAGUCAAAAUGGAGCUGCGCGACCUCUGGCUUUUACCCCCUCUAUUGCAAACCUCCGGAAAACAGGUUCAUCUGGGGCGCCGAGACCCAAUUCAUCAGCAUCGAUGCGCGGCCCACCUCCCCCAAUUGGAAAGAAACCUCCAAUUCCACCGCCCGCAUCACGAAAGCCUUCAAGUCUUCAGCAGCCUCCUUCAGCAGCACCCCCUCCACCUUCGGCAGCUCCUCCUCCGCCAUCAGCAGCUGCUCCUCGACCACCUCCUCCACCCUCUUCAAAUGCUCCUCCACCACCACCUCUACCAACCUCGAGCGCACCACCACCUCCUCCUUUACCAUCUUCAACUGCGCCCCCUCCUCCGCCUCUGCCACAGGCGAGCGCUCCGAGACCACCGAUGAAUGGGCCAAGUCGAUCACAACCUCCACCGCCGCCUAUUUCACCACCUUCUACCAACGGAGCCAACCAAAGUCUUGCCAUGCAGGCAGCAAUUCGUGCUGCCGGACAGGCUUCCCCAGCAGCCGCUCCGCCUCCGCCCCCACCUCCAUCAAAUGGACCAUCUCCAAAUAGCUCAUAUCAUUCGCCUUCGCCGUCUUCAUCCGCACCACCUCCUCCAAGCUCAGCACCACAUCCUCCAAGCUCGAGACCAGCUCCACAACCAAUGAGACCAGUGGAUCCAAGCUCCUAUACCCUAUCUUCAAAUGGAGGGCUGCCAAAGAAUCCUAGCCCUCAUCGAAAUUCGGAGCCCACUAGACGUAUAUUUAUCAACGAUCCAAGGUGGAAAUUUCAGGAUGAAAACAUGCUACCUAAACCAAGAGACUUCGUUGGAGGACCAAAGAGGUACCGUGCUGGACGUGGUAGUAGUGUGCCCCUUGAUCUGAGCAAUUUUAGUUGAGGAAAUGAAAUGUGGAAAGUUUCAUAGGUGCUACUUUGAGAGACCUUAAAAGUGUGACCAGUUGCUUUGAAGGGUAUGGCGGCAUCAGUCCUGAACGGGAUGAAAUGGAGCCAAGGGAUGUAUAGCUGAGAUAGGCUGUUUGAACGAUAUUCAAACGAGCCGAGGCUUCAAAAGCACAGCAUUCGCACUGUGGACCCCGGCUAGGAAUCAGGUUAAGAGCGUGCAUAUUGAAGGGAGGAAGUCUGUAACUGACGUUACGACGAAUCCAUCUCUUAAAAAUGAUUGUUUAGGGUCGUAAUCCUAUGAUGCUCUGAGUGAAACCAUAUUUCAGACUUGCAGCAACCGCAAAGCUUCCCGUCGUUCAUGUACAUCACUUCCAUCACAGAUGCCUUGUUAGCUUGAAGUCAGGGAUGCCUCAUUUGAAUUCAACGAAAGUAAUUCACCCAUGGAACUAGUCCUGCCUCCGUAGUGCACUCAGUAAAUUAUAUUAUUAUACCAGCAGCCCCAAUCUCACUCGCAUUCUCACCAUGACCAGCCUUGCCUGGAUCCGGUAUUAAUAGGACUCACGGUCCUCGACAAAGAAAGCUUGGCGUUGCGGCAUUGUUCUCCAGCGUGUGCCACAGCGCAAGCCCGCAGCUCAAGAAGAGGCCAGUUUGCUCUCGGCAAUACCUCAGAGCUUAACUUUAAACGACCUUCCACCACCGCCUCGCAUCUCCACCUCGACC